AUGAUCAAGGCAGCGGAGUACGGCCACAACUCGUGGGAGCUGUCUGUGGUGGUGGACCAGCAGGACCUGGAGGAGAGCAUGAGGUUCAAGAUGAGAGUGGAGGGAACGCUGCACAUAGGAGGCCUCAUGCUCAAGCUGGUGGAGAAGAUCAAAGCACCUCAGGACUGGUCGGACCAUGCCCUGUGGUGGGACCAGAAGAGCUGCUGGCUGCUAAAGACCCACUGGACGCUGGAUAAGUACGGGAUCCAGGCGGACGCUGACCUCCACUACACUCCCCAGCACAAGCCCCUGUGCCUGCAGCUUCCCAGCAUGCGCACCCUUCGCCUCAACGUCAGCUUCUCCAGCGUCGUCUUCAAGACUGUCGCCGAGAUCUGCAGGUUACUUAACAUCCGGAGAUCGGAGGAGCUGUCCCUGCUCAAACCUCCAGAUGACCCCAGGAAGAAGAAGAAAAAAGACAAGAGUCCAGAGUGGCAGGUGGAUGAGAUGCUCACCAAGGACAUUCUGGACAGCACUGCAACUGGCGUCUCAGGAAGCCCUGGCUUCUACAGCACAAGCAUGACGUUCCAGACAGAGAACGGGUUCCACUACAAUCCCAAGAACCCGCUGGCCAAAUGCCAACUGAACCUGCCUUCUGACGAGCUCGCCAAGAUGUUCCAGCCUCUGGACCUCGAGGACAAGGCCGUCAUCAACGCUGGGUGGCUGGACUCCUCCCGCUCACUGAUGGAGCAGGGAAUCCAGGAGAGUGACAGGCUGCAGCUGCGCUUCAAGUACCACUGCUUCUUUGACCUUAACCCAAAGUAUGAUGCAGGUCGUAUCACACAACUCUAUGAGCAGGCCCGCUGGUCCAUCCUAUUGGAGGAGAUCGAUUGCACUGAAGAGGAGAUGCUCAUGUUUGCUUCACUGCAGUACCACAUCUGCAAACUGACCAGCAUGUCGACGGAUCAGAACAACCGCUCAGACGAGGCGGAGGUGGACGAGGUGGAGGCAGCCCUGUCUAGCCUGGAGAUGACCCUGGAGGGGGGGACCGCUGACAGCCUACUGGAGGACAUCACGGACAUCCCCAAAUUAGAAGAUUCCCUGAAGCUCUUCAGACCCAAGCGUUUGACUCUGAAGCCUUAUAAAGAGUACUGGUUCGUCUUUAAGGACACCACCAUCUCCUACUACAAGAACAAGGAGUCUGCCAGCGGGGAGCCCAUGGAACAGCUCCACCUCAGGGGCUGUGAGGUUGUGCCAGAUGUGAAUGUGACAGACAAGAAGUUUGGCAUCAAGCUGCUGAUCCCAGUGGCAGAUGGCAUGAACGAGGUCUACAUCCGCUGUGAAACUGAGACGCAAUAUGCCAAGUGGAAGGCUGCCUGCAUCCUGGCCUCUAAGGGGAAGACGAUGGCCUACAGCUCCUACCGCACGGAGGUCAAGAACAUCCAGUCUUUCCUGCAGAUGAAGAGUCUGGCGCCACCUUCUGGCCAGACCUCGCCAGCCCCGGACUCCAUGGAGAUGAACGCAGAGAGCUUUGUGUCGCCGCGCUACGUCAAGAAGUACAAAUCCAAACAGCUGACCACUAGGAUUCUGGAGGCCCAUCAGAACGUGUCCAAGCUAUCCCUCAUGGAUGCCAAGAUGCGUUUCAUCGAAGCAUGGCAGUCACUUCCUGAGUUUGGCAUCAAGUACUACGUUGUCAGAUUCAGGGGGAGUAAAAAAGAUGAGCUCCUGGGCAUCUCCUACAAUCGGCUGAUCCGGAUCGACAUGGCGACGGGUCUGCCUGUGACGACCUGGAGGUUCUCCAACAUGAAACAGUGGAACGUUAACUGGGAGAUCAGACAGGUGGCCAUUGACUUUGACCAGAACGUGUCUCUGGCCUUCUCCUGUGUAAGCUGUGACUGUAAGGUUGUUCAUGAGUACAUUGGUGGCUACAUCUUCCUCUCGACCCGCUCAAAGGACCAGAAUGAGACACUGGACGAAGAUCUCUUCCACAAACUCACAGGCGGGCAGGAGUGAUGUGAUUCGGAUAGCUUAGAGACCAUUUCAUUUUACAUUCACAUGAUUUAUGAGUCCAGGAUUCCAGUGAUGAGAAUUCUAGAACAAGCUACACCCACCGUCGCACACAGUGAGGGGUCCUUGUAAUUGUCCUUUGAGAUUAGCACAAGUUUGUGUGUGUCAGUUUCAGAAAGUCCAUUAUGAAAACUGAUGUGUUACUGAUGUAAAAACAUCAAUGGUAUUCUAAUCAGAUUGGAGAUGGUAGUUGACUCUGGCCCAACUCCGUUUUAAAAUCACUGGACUAUAAAGAAAAAUUAACAAGAUGUUUCAGUGUUCAAACAGUGAUCCAAACAUUAAAAAGGGUGAAAGGAAGUACAAAUAAACCCAAAGAUGUUACAUGAUGACAAAAUUUGUGUGUAUUUUUGCCAAAGUCACCGGUACUUCCUGUCACACCUUUAUAUGAUGAUGGUGUUUGGAUGAACACUGAAACUUCUUGUUAAUUAUCAUUUUAUAGUCCAGUAUUUUUAAUAUACCCUUCUAAACAUUUUAUUACCUGGAUGUCCUUAAAAUGAACUUACAUAGACUUCUUAUGGAUACUUCAGAGCCAUUACUUCAUUGCUUUACUCACAGUUAAUCAAGGUCCUGCUACAGCUCACUUAGGUGCAGCCAACUCUCAUGCUUUUGACGUGAGACUAGGAAGAAUUUUAAAUGUCUAAGACAGCCAUUCUGAGCUUGUAAUGAACUAAAAUACUGGACUGGGCCAAGAAAACCUUUAACCUUUAACCCUGUCAACUGUAUCCUCUGACAACAUCAGGACUAUCUGGUGAGGAGGCUUUUAGAAACUCUAACUAGAACUAGGCCUGUCUGUCACUGAAGAAUUUGGGGUUUCAUUCCACUGGCUUUGAAAUUACUUUCAUUAGAGUUUUAAAAAGUUUGACCUUUUUAUCUUGUUCAUAUAGUAGGCUUUCCUGAUUGUUUUGAUAAAUGGGUAAAAUGGACUGUUGCUGCUGUUUACAAUAAAUAUAUUUUUAAAAA
This is a messenger RNA of Clupea harengus (Atlantic herring), 3003 nucleotides long. RefSeq names its product FERM domain containing kindlin 1 (gene fermt1). Gene Ontology annotation, molecular function: integrin binding. Gene Ontology annotation, biological process: cell-matrix adhesion; integrin-mediated signaling pathway. The record is from RefSeq and is a predicted model, not a curated record. NCBI's taxonomy places the organism in Eukaryota, Metazoa, Chordata, Actinopteri, Clupeiformes, Clupeidae. Gene Ontology annotation, cellular component: focal adhesion.